CUGGAGCGAUUGGUCAUUGUCCCACGUUUAACAGUACAGGUGGACGAAAGGGGCUGGCUGCCAAAUACUUCUGCUUGGAGGGAGGGGUGGGAGUGCUCGCUCCAAACCACUCCUGGAAUGGCUUAACUCGCCCAGCGCGAAUCAAUGACAACCUCUCCCCGACAGCGGCAGGCUCCCGGAGCAGCGCUGCCGUGCGGACUCCCAGCCUCGGACCCUGGUGGAGCUCAGAACACGGCCCGGGCAGGAGCGCGACGUCCCCGGGGCGGCCAGGGCUCUGGCUGAGAUCAUGGCCAAUGACAUUGAUGAGCUCAUCGGCAUCCCUUUCCCCAACCACAGCAGCGAGGUGCUGUGCAGCCUCAAUGAGCAGCGGCACGCAGGGCUGCUGUGUGACGUGCUGCUGGUGGUUCAGGAGCAGGAGUACCGAACACACCGCUCGGUGUUGGCUGCCUGCAGCAAAUACUUCAAGAAGCUCUUCACGGCCGGUAGCCUGGCCAGCCAGCCCUACGUCUAUGAGAUUGACUUUGUCCAGCCCGAGGCUCUGGCUGCCAUCCUGGAGUUUGCCUACACCUCCACACUCACCAUCACUGCCUCCAACGUCAAGCACAUCCUCAACGCUGCCAGGAUGCUGGAGAUCCAGUGCAUUGUGAACGUGUGCCUGGAGAUCAUGGAGCCUGGUGGCAACGGAGGUGAGGAGGACGACAAGGAGGACGAUGAUGAUGACGAAGAUGACGAUGAGGAGGAGGAUGAAGAGGACGAGGAAGAGGAGGAAGAGGAGGAGGAGGAUGACACAGAGGACUUUGCUGACCAGGAAAACUUGCCUGGCCCUCAGGACAUCAACUGCCCCCAAAGCCCCUCCAAGACGGACCAUCUCACAGAGAAGGCCUAUUCAGACACACCCAGGGACUUUCCCGACUCCUUCCAGCCUGGCAGCCCUGGCCAUCUGGGAGUGAUCCGGGACUUCUCCAUUGAAUCUCUGCUGAGGGAGAACUUGUACCCCAAAGCCAACAUCCCUGACAGAAGACCCUCCUUAUCUCCAUUCGCCCCAGAAUUCUUUCCACACCUCUGGCCAGGGGACUUUGGUGCCUUUGCCCAGCUGCCUGAGCAGCCCAUGGACAGCGGGCCGCUGGAUCUAGUCAUCAAGGACCGCAAAAUCAAGGAGGAGGAGAAGGAGGAACUAGCCCCACCCCCACCCCCUCCUUUCCCUAGCGACUUCUUCAAGGACAUGUUUCCUGACCUGCCGAGUGGACCACUGGGCCCCAUCAAGGCAGAGAAUGACUAUGGUGCCUAUCUCAACUUCCUGAGUGCCACCCACCUGGGGAGCCUCUUCCCGCCCUGGCCGCUGGUGGAAGAGCGCAAGCUGAAGCCCAAGGCCUCUCAGCAGUGCCCCAUUUGUCACAAGGUUAUCAUGGGGGCCGGGAAGCUGCCUCGGCACAUGAGGACCCACACCGGGGAGAAGCCGUACAUGUGCAGCAUCUGCGAGGUCCGCUUCACCAGGCAGGACAAGCUGAAGAUCCACAUGCGGAAGCACACAGGGGAGCGGCCCUACCUGUGCAUUCACUGCAACGCCAAGUUCGUGCACAACUACGACCUCAAGAACCACAUGCGCAUCCACACAGGCGUGCGGCCCUACCAGUGCGAGUUCUGCUACAAGAGCUUCACGCGCUCCGACCACCUGCACCGCCAUAUCAAGCGACAGAGUUGUCGCAUGGCACGGCCCCGGCGUGGCCGCAAGCCAGCCGCCUGGAGGGCUGCCAGCCUGCUCUUCGGGCCGAGUGGCCCCACACCCGACAAGACGGCCUUCGUGAUGCCACCCACGCUGGGAGACGUUGGGGGUCACCUGGGCGGCGCAGGGGUGUGCCUCCCGGGCCCCAGCCCUGCCAAGCACUUCCUAGCGGCACCCAAGGGUGCCCUAAGCCUGCAGGAGCUGGAGCGGCAGUUCGAGGAGACGCAGAUGAAGCUGUUCGGACGUGCGCAGCUCGAGGCCGAGAGGAACGCUGGCGGCCUUCUGGCCCUAGCGCUGGCCGAGAACGUGGCCGCCACGCGGCCCUACUUCCCGCUACCCGACCCCUGGGCAGCCGGCCUGGCUAGCCUCCCUGGGCUCACUGGCCUCAACCAUGUGGCCUCCAUGUCUGAAGCCAACAACUAGGCUGGUCCUGGUCCAACCCAGCCCCAGACCCUGUCUCAAGUCCCUCCAAGGCCCGCUCUGCUCCACCCAGUGGAUCUGACUUUCUAGUUUGCAAACACAAAGGGAAAAUGAGAAAAUACAUUUCAGCUGCGAUGCUGUUUUCCCGGCCUUUGAAGGCAGCACCUCCCUUUUGCCGGAGUCGGAGCUAGACAUCAGUUCCCUAAGGGUUGGGAGCCCCCACCUCUCCCUGGCCGUCUCUGAUUCACAUAGAAACACACAGGGUGCCAUGUCUCAGAAGGCUCCGUGCUGGUGCAGCGAUAUGGGGUUGUAAGGAGGGAGCACUCCACCAGAAGGCAGGCUAGGAUGAGCCAGCGCGAGGACUGUGGCCUGGCCAGGCACUUUGGUUGAGCCAUACUGCCCUAUGGGGGAAUUCCUCCAACACUGCUUUCCUCAGAGUCCAGUUUCAGCUUAGAGGUCCCAGAUCCAAUUGAGCAAGGCAUACCGGCCAUGGGGAAAGACCAUCCCACUGGGCUGAAAGGUCUCCUGCAGCUAGAAGCUGGCAUGGAGCAAGCCUAUAAUUGGCUUGUCCUGCGACCUUGGGCAGGCCAACCCUCUGUGCCUCAGAGUCACCCUGCUGUGAAAGGGGGUGGUUACAUAUUCCCCUACGCCCCUCCAUACAUGUUCACACCUGUUCCUAAAAACAAAAAGUCCCUAGAAAGGUAAAAUUUUUGCAUACCUCCCCCAGAGUCACUAGGAGGCAGUCUAUCUUACUGGAAUUGGUUCCAUCGCCUCCACGUGAAAAUCAGCAUUGUAGCCUAGGUGAGACAUGCAGCAGAACUAGACUCUGGUGACAGACAGAGAGAGCGAGGGAUAGGCUGGGCUUAAUGGCUUUCAAUACCCAUAGGCAACUCCAGGAACCCCAAAACCUGCCCACUUUCUGAUAGACAACUGUCAUAUCUGAACACACCUGGAAACAACAGUCAGCAUUUACCCACCUCCACAGGCCCUCUGGAGUUCACUCUCCUUGAGCUAAUACUCAAGGGUUGGGGCCUCCCCAUCCCUGCAAGUGUCACAGCACCUAGUCAUCCAGGACUCAUCUCUUUGUUUGGGGUUCGCUGGUGGUACCCUUCUACUGUGUUUGAGCCUCUGGUAUCCCUUUCUAUAUUUGACCAAAGCGCUCCAGUGCAAAGAUGUGGAACCCUUUGGGUUGUGAUGUGUUCUGUGAAGUAGGACCAGCUCACCUGGUUCUGGGGUUGGUAGUAGCAAGACAACUUUGCCAGUCGGUCCAUGCCUUCUUGGGUUUGCAUUGGUUUCUUGAGAUCCCAGGGAGGAGAAUCCACCUGCUUGGAGGGCCUAGGCCUGGUGUCCCAGAGCCCCAAGCUGUGUGUACAUGAGGCUCAGUUCUUUCUAUACCAUUGCCUUGGCUUUAUCCUGUACAAACACAAACAGAAAGGUCAGAGAAGACAGUAGACUCUGUCCCUCCUGAAGCUCGCAAGAAACACUCCCUGUCUGCCAGUGUUUCCAGACCACAGUCCCUCGGGUGGAUGUUCCUCAGAUACCACCCUCAUCGGUCGUCUGCUGAGGCUGCCGCCUCUUAGAUCCCUGUCACACUUCAGACUUGUUUCUGGACCCAUCUACCAAUAUGCACACUCUGUCCCACCAGCCAAGGGGCUGCAGCUGAACCAGACUCAACAACAGAGGAACCCAGGGGAAGGCGGUGGUGACAGGCUUUUGUUUUUAUUUUGUAAAGGUAACGACUUCUUAUAAACUCACUUUUUCAGAUGACUGCUUAGUUCCUUUUGUCAUUUUUUUCCUGGGCUGCAAUUAGGAGUUGUACAUUGUAAAAUAUCCAAAGAUGUUGAGUACUGUAUGAUCAAGCACUUGAAAUAAAUGGGUUGUGGGGGGAGGGGUGGUUGUGUUUCGUUUUGAUUUUUUUUUAAUGUUUCUGACUUCCCUGUCUGUCUGUGGGAGAACUUUGGAAUUUUUCUAUUUAUAACUCUUUUUAUGUGACGCCUCUGUGUAUAAUGACACACAACAGUUUGCCUUAGUGACUCAAGGGACAAUCUUCCAUAACUUUGGUCGCACGCCGCAUCCUACCCAGAAAUGCUCAGCUAAUUUUCUGGCCUAUUUAUUAAAUAAUAUGAACUGACUUGCCUAAA
Messenger RNA from Mesocricetus auratus (golden hamster), 4284 nucleotides. RefSeq names its product zinc finger and BTB domain containing 7C (gene Zbtb7c). Lineage: Eukaryota; Metazoa; Chordata; Mammalia; Rodentia; Cricetidae. The record is from RefSeq and is a predicted model, not a curated record. Gene Ontology annotation, biological process: regulation of transcription by RNA polymerase II. Gene Ontology annotation, molecular function: RNA polymerase II cis-regulatory region sequence-specific DNA binding; DNA-binding transcription factor activity, RNA polymerase II-specific; protein binding.